AUGUCCCGGACGAAUGGGCGCUCCUCUCGAGCGUCCUCCUCCCGACGGCAGGACAUGCACGGGGCGGCAGAUCCGGCUGCUCCGGCGUGGAUCCGGCGACGGGGCGGACAGAUCGAGGCGGAGGAGCACGAGGCCGACCGAGAGGUGGCCAGCCGGAGGCGGUCAGAGCUCCAAGGCAGCGGGGGUGCUGCCUGGUUGUUCGGAUCGACGCAGAGGAGCACGAGGCCGACGAAGAGGUGGCCGGCCCGGCGGCGGGGCGAUCACCAAGGUAGCCGGACUGCUGCGGGUUGUUCUUUGGCGACUCCCUUCCCUCGAGAGGAUAAGGAAAAAGCUGAGAGAGAGGAGGAGAGGGGCGGCGGCAGCUGGGGUGGCUCGUGGCAGAGAGGAGCUCCACUCUAG
Triticum turgidum subsp. durum (durum wheat) is the source of this 399-nucleotide messenger RNA. The record is from the annotation of a GenBank genome assembly. NCBI's taxonomy places the organism in Eukaryota, Viridiplantae, Streptophyta, Magnoliopsida, Poales, Poaceae.